AAAGCAGGAAGCGACACUGGAUCGACUGGACUGAGAGCCUCAUGUGUUCAGAGUAUCGAAACUCCACGAGUAGGCUGUUUGUUUUGGGCGUUGAAGAAAACACGUGGGAGAAAUAUACAUAGCCUAUAUAUAGAGGAGUCCGAGGGUAUGGAGCUGCGCUUUUAAACUGUCCGUUAUGGAGAUGACAAACGAAAAGGCAGCCUGUCAAGUCCACGCAGUUUUAAUGGAGCCAGAGCCCGAGCCCGAGCCCGUGAGCCGUCUGAGGACAAAACCCGAGCCCGUGAGCCGUCUGAGGACAAAGUACCGCUCACUGCGGCGACAGGUGUGCCUCAUCCAGUCCAUCAGCGUGCUCUUCUGCUUCAGCUGCUGCCUGUUCACGCUCCUGUAUCACGCGUUCCCGCCGACCUGCAAGGAAAAUGGAACCAAGGAGGCACUUACAUUUGGAAUGCAGUAUCAAGGUGCUGAAUCGCAUAGCAGAGAAGAUACAAUCCCGACAGAAAGAAACACAUCUUUCACUCGCUUGACAGUUAAAGACAAUGUUAGGUUCACUAAAGAAGAAGGAUAUGUGCCGUGGAUGUAUACACCAGAGUAUCCGACACCAAAUCAUACCAGAUACUUCAUCCUGGAUGAUGAUAAUGAAUCUCUGAAAGUCCUUCAUGGCGGAACAUACAAGGUUUCUCUUCAGAUUACGUACAGAAAAUUCAGUGAAAACACAGAGGAAAUAUUUCUGCAACAUGAUAUUCGUCAUUAUACUGAUGAAUAUGAUAGACCCCUGCCCCUUCUCACCCACUGGGAAACAGUCAACCUCAAAUACUGGAGGAAAAGUCUGUUCUCUGAGGGUAUUUUUUCUCUCAAAUCUGGGGACAGACUCAAGGUGUGGUCCAAGAAUCGGAACCUCAUUGACGUUGGAGGGACAAUUUCGCAAAAAACAGCCUUUGUGGCAUAUCCUCAUUUUUCCACAUGAGGAUACGGCGAAUAUAGAAAUCACAAAAAAGGCCAUUUCUUUUGUAGCUUUGCAUAAAAAUCAAAAGGGCUGCCAUGAAGUAUCACAUUCAUCUGAGAUGACCUUAUGGUCUAAACAGACUCUUCUUCUGUCAACAGAAUAAUUUGAAUCUCAGAUUUAUUUGUGCUAUAAUCAAUAGCAGAGGUAUGUACAGAAGAAAACCCUUAUGAAAAAAUACUGCAUUGGCUUGGGUUUUUAAAACAUUUUUAAGCACUACAACUGUGGAAGAAUUGUAAUUUAGUAAUGAAGUUGUAUUUUUGUUUCAUUUUGAUUGAAUUUGGUACGAAAAUAUACCGUUGUAUGCAUUAACACACUUUAUA
This is a messenger RNA of Sinocyclocheilus rhinocerous, 1323 nucleotides long. RefSeq lists its product as uncharacterized. Gene Ontology annotation, cellular component: membrane. Gene Ontology annotation, molecular function: tumor necrosis factor receptor binding. The coding region runs from base 176 to 964 and encodes 262 amino acids. NCBI's taxonomy places the organism in Eukaryota, Metazoa, Chordata, Actinopteri, Cypriniformes, Cyprinidae. The transcript has 4 exons. The record is from RefSeq and is a predicted model, not a curated record. Gene Ontology annotation, biological process: immune response.